CGUUUGUUUGCAACAGAUUACAUGUUCCUAAUUUAUUCUUAGCAUAAUUAAGCCUUUUGGCUAUUUUGCAAAAUUAGGAGCUGAUCGGCUUUUUCUACUGGCUAUUAAAAGGCGCAGCCCCCGCGCUCAUUUUGCUUGCUGUGCGUCAGUUUGCAUUUUGCCGCAAAGAGAAUAAAGCAAGAGAAGGACUCCGCUUGCAGUAUUUGGAGGCCGAAGAGGGAAUCAUACGACAACAACAACAAUAGCGACAACAACAGGCAGCAUUUAAGCGCCAUGGAAAAGCUGCUGAAAACCGAAUUGAAAACUACGGUUUUGAAGGCAUUUGGGAGCUCGGGAGGCGGGUGCAUAAGCCAAGGGCAGAGCUAUGAAACCGAUCACGGGCGGGUGUUUGUUAAAAUCAACAGCAAGCCUCAGGCUAGGACAAUGUUUGAGGGGGAGAUGGCAAGUUUACGAGCCAUUCAGGAAACCAACACUGUGCGGGUCCCACAGCCAAUUAAAGUGAUGGAUCUGCCAGGAGGUGGAGCUGCGUUUGCCAUGGAGUACCUCAGAAUGAAGCGCCUCUGCAAGUACUCUGCAAAACUUGGAGAGCAAGUAGCAGACCUUCACCUUUAUAACCAAAAACUUGGAGGGAAAUUAAAGAAAGAAGAAAACACUGUUGGGAAAGGGGCAGGCCACACUGAAUCUCACUAUGUGGAUAAGUUUGGAUUCCAUACAGUCACUUGCUGUGGCUAUAUAUGUCAGACAAAUGAAUGGCAGAGUGACUGGCCCACUUUCUUUAUACGCCACCGUCUCCAAGCCCAAAUGGAUUUGAUUGAGAGAGAUUAUGGAGAUAGAGAAGCAAGAGAGUUGUGGUCUCAGCUAAAGCGAAAGAUUCCGGAGAUGUUCCGUGAUGUGGAGAUCAUUCCUGCACUCAUUCAUGGAGAUCUGUGGGCAGGAAAUGUUGCUGAGGAUGACUCUGGCCCAAUCCUCUUUGAUCCUGCUUGUUUCUACGGCCAUUCAGAAUUUGAACUUGCAAUUGCUAUGAUGUUUGGUGGGUUUUGCUGCUCUUUCUUUUCUGCUUACCACAGCAAAAUCCCCAAGGCUCCAGGUUUUGACAAGCGCAAUAAACUUUACCAGUUAUUUAAUUAUAUUAAUCACUGGAACCACUUUGGGACAGGAUACCGGGGAUCUACCCUUAAUGUUAUGCGAAAACUUUUAAAAUAAUCCUUAAACACGGGCUGCUUGAAUAAAUGAUUUCCUUUUUGGUGUUAGAACAUCAUCAAAUGCAUUUGAAAGAUGAGGAGGCACUUGCAGUGCUUUCAUAAUUUUUGCAUCCUGUAAUUAUUAACCAACAUAUAAAUAAGCACUUUGGUAUGACAGGGAGAAGUGCUGCCCGCUCAUGUCUGUAUUUAGUGAUACUGGGCUAAAUGAUCAACAGGCUGACUCCGCAUGAGGCACCUUCCAAUGUUCCACUGUGGUUGGUUCUAUAGUUAGCAAUCUGGUCCCCCACUAUUGAAACUCAUGGUUCAGCCUGCAUUGUACUUUGCCAAUUUCAGAAUGGUUAGUAAAUUUCAAAGGAGUAGCUGCAGAAACGAAGAGCAUGCAAAUCUGAGAGUAUAUUCAAACAUACACGGUGGCUUGUAUGCUCGUAACAAUCCCCCCCACCCCGCUCCUUCCAUACGUGUAUUGCUACAUUGCAUUGCAUUAUAAGCAGCUCUUGAAGGUUCCCUCAACUGCAAAAGCAGUGCUGGCACAGGGCAGCUCACUGCAAGGAAGCCUGCUUUUACACAGAGGUGCCUUUGUAGACUUCAGGAUCACAGCUUUAAGCACUUCUGUGCAAAUGGGUAUACAAUGUCUUUAACACUUAACUAUAGAGCCUGUAAUCCAGGUUCUGAGUCACCAGUUUCUCCUUUGCAUGGAGAAUGCUCCUGGGGUCUUUUAUGUGUAUUAGAAUGGUGUAACAUGGUGUCCUGCAACAGCAGGGGGUUGGACCCGGUGGCUUUCAUGGCCCCUUCCAACUCUACUAUUCUAUGAUUCUGUUGUGCAGUGAACAGGGUAAAGUGAUGCCUGUUGUGGGGGGACCUCAGCUUCAUAUGCAUGCGGAUGGUGACUGACCUAGAAAGACACUGAAGGGUUUAUUAAUAACAUUAAUGAAUUAUGCAUAAAACUCCAACCCAGUGUUUAGCUGUUGUGGAAAAGGCAAAUUUCAUGCUAGGUACACUAAUUUGAAAAUAAAACUGCUGAUAUCAUACUAGUUUUAAACAAAUUUAUGGUGUGACCAUACAUAAAAUUCUGUGUACAGUUCUGGUCACAGUACCUUUAAAAAGGGGGAUCACAGAGUUGGAAAAUAUCCAGAAAAGGGCAACCAAAGUAAUUGGAGCAGGGAAGAUGCUCGCUUCCAUAUAGCCUAAAGUGUUUGAUCCUGUCUGGUCUUAGAAGCUAAUCAGCAUCAGGCUUGGUUGAAAUCUGGAUGGGUGCCUUAAAUGCUGUGAACCACCCAGAGAGCUUCGGUUAUGGGUGGUCUAGAAAUGCAAUGAAACAUGUUUUGCAAAGAACUGUUUCCUAUAAUGACAGCAUAAUCCUGUGCAUGUUUAGACAGAAAAAGGCCUAUAACUCCUUGCAUUGCACCUUUAAGGCUCAGUCAUAUGCAAGUUUAGAUGAAAAAUGUCAUGCCAUCUAGCAGGACUGCCCUGGCUAACAAAUGUUGCAAGGAUUAGUCCAGGAUUGCAUGCCAUUAACAACUUUCAUGCAUUGUUAAUAUUGUCAGUUCUCAUUAGAAAAUAUAUAAGUAAUUUAUAAAUAGUAAAGUAAGUAAAUAUUGAAAUAACUACUGGAUUGUUCUAGUAUGGCCAUGUUUUCUCUAUUAUGUGAAUUUUUCAUGGAGCAUGAAUGACUUGCAACAUGUAGAAUUUUAAAGCAUUUUUAAUUUGGAAGAGUUACUAUAAAAAUCAUUGGUCCUUUGUCACGUACUUCAUCAUGAUCACUUGCUGUUUCCGUUGUAAAUUAAGUGAAUAUUGGGGCAAUCUUCAUUUAUGAUGGAAAGUAGUUACAAAAAUAUCUUGCUAAGUGAUCCAGGGCUUUAAACAUUCACUUUAAGGAUAACAGACUUGAAUUAAAGUUGUGCAACAUUUACUUUGUAUAUAAUAUGAUAGUCAAAUAAAAUGUUGACAUGCUCUCA
Molecule: messenger RNA, 3157 nt
Organism: Varanus komodoensis (Komodo dragon)
Lineage: Eukaryota; Metazoa; Chordata; Lepidosauria; Squamata; Varanidae
Gene: FN3K
Product: fructosamine 3 kinase
Exons: 6
Coding region: 274-1203 (309 amino acids)
Biological process (GO): fructosamine metabolic process
Source: RefSeq, a predicted model, not a curated record